UGGACGAAGAAGUAGUGUUAACUGUGAUGUUAAAAUUAUUGCGAAAUGCAAGAAAUAUGCCAAGUUGGCGUGCUAUUCUGAUAUUUAAGAGAGUACGAAAAUUAUAUUUCGCUUAUAACAUUUUAUUACAAAAUAAAAAAUAUACAAGAAAACAAAAAUUUUGGGUACGGCCAAUGUUUACACAAAGAAUGAGACAUCUUCAAGGUGCAAGUGACAAUUUAGUCGUUGAAAUGCAAACGACCGAUCGUGAGGAGUUCUUCAAUUACUUUAGAAUGACUCCGGAAUUAUUCGAAGAACUGCUGUCAUUAGUUGGACCACUUAUUGAUAAGCAAGAAUUAUGCCGAGUUCCAAUUUCAUCUCGUACAAGAUUGCAACUGGUUUUACACUGGUUGGCAUCUGGUGAUAGUAUGGCAUCUUUUUCAUAUGCAUUUCGUAUUGGAGCAAAUACAGCUUCUAAAAUCAUAAAGGAGACUUGCACUGCAUUGUGGAAGGUAUUAAAAGAUAGAGUUUUUCUACAAUCCACUGAUGAAAAUUGGCAAAAAGUUGCUGACAAUUUUGAGAGAAUUUGUCAAUUUCCCAACUGCAUUGGAGCUGUCGAUGGAAAGCACAUUAUGAUUCAGGCACCACCAAAUAGUGGCUCGUCUUUGUACAGUUAUAAAGGCAAUCAUAGUAUAAAUCUGCUUGCCGACAAAAAAUUGUUGGAUCCUUGGACUGCAAAUUUAGGUCAAUUGAAGAGACCACUUACUGAACAUAGUUUUGUUUGUGAGGAACAUUUCAGCAUCAAAGAUGUUUUUCGUUCAAACGAUGUUUUAUUGAGUGAUGGUACAGUACAUCGUACUGAAAGAAUAAUACCGAAAUUGAGACAAAAUGCUAUUCCGAUAGUUGGCAAGAAUUAUUCAGAAAAGAAGUCCAAUGCUGAACAUGAUCUUUUGUAG
This is a messenger RNA of Trachymyrmex cornetzi, 935 nucleotides long. RefSeq lists its product as uncharacterized. Bases 27 to 935 code for a protein of 302 amino acids. The record is from RefSeq and is a predicted model, not a curated record. The transcript is spliced from 3 exons. NCBI's taxonomy places the organism in Eukaryota, Metazoa, Arthropoda, Insecta, Hymenoptera, Formicidae.